Molecule: messenger RNA, 570 nt
Organism: Caenorhabditis remanei
Lineage: Eukaryota; Metazoa; Nematoda; Chromadorea; Rhabditida; Rhabditidae
Exons: 5
Coding region: 1-570 (189 amino acids)
Source: RefSeq, a predicted model, not a curated record
AUGAUCAACUUCAAAAUCCCACUGAUGGAUGAAGUGAAAGAAGUCAUAUUGAGUGGAGGUGAAUUCCAACUGGAUGACAAAGGGUACCUGCGUUUCUAUAAAAUGGGCCAGUUUGUGGCAGGCCAGGUGAAUGAUGUAAAUGAUGACAAACCCUGUCAUCAGAAAGAAUUUGGAGAACUUGAAAGGGUUGAUGAAAGCGUUCCACGAUGGAAUGGAGGCAGAAAUCUGGAAUUUUUGAAAGAUUUGAUGGAAGAAGUCAACGUGAGAAUGGAGAAGUUGGUUGGUGAGCAGACCAUAAAAAUAAUGGCAGUCAGAGACUCCCUGUCCGAUGCAGUGAGAGUGAUCAGACGGGAGGCAACAGAAGAAUCAACUGACGAAAAUUCCAUUUGUGUUGCAAAAGUUCUUCGAAUCCUUCUGGCACCCGCCAAUGUACUGACGGGAUCAUUGGCUAAGAAGGUUCAGGUGAUGGUGCAGAAGGUGGUGAAGGACUAUGAGGUACAUCCUGAGAAAAUUCCGCAAGAAAUGGUGCUUAGAGCUCUUCGGGUAGUUAUGAAUCUCCAAAAUGAAUAA